UUCACCGAUAAAUACAUGUAAAAAAUGUUGUAACCAGAUGUGAUACAUGAUAUUUAUUGUGACUAUCCUGACACGGGUUUGAGUAAUUAAACUACAUGAAAAAAUUCCUGUGAUGAUGAAUAGUGGACUUAUUCAUGGUUGAACACUAUUUUAUUUCAAUUCCACUAAUAGUGUAAUAGAUAACGUAUUUCAUGGUUGGUGACUUCAACCAUAACAUUGUGGAUCAUACUACUUUGUAAAAGCCCAUUUACUAGAGGAUUAUUUUCCGUGCUACCUUUAAAAACAGAAGUAGAAUCUAAGCAGCCUAUCUGUGCUGGUGAUAUUUGUGUAUACACAUACAUGUAUAUUUGGAUAUUUUUCAUUGACAUUUAACCUGAAGCUAAAAAAUUGAUUUGUAAUUCAGUGAUACUACAAUGUAUUUAUAAAAGAUUUUUGCAAUAAACUGAAAAACUUUGGAUGUAACAAAUCUUUUAAAAUUGAUUUUUUGGUAGAAUCUUUAUCGUGCCUGGUUGGGUCUACCUGUGUUUAAGAUUCAUCUGGACCACUUGAUACAUUUCAUGAUAUUUAGAUUUUAGAGUUUUACUUAUUGCCAGUACACAUGUUAAUUCAUUUAACAGGCAUGACAGGCGUGUGUUCCACAGUAACGAUAAAGUAAAAUAGAGUUUUGCAUUAAGUGUUGUAUUUCAUUUCAUAAGGAUACAUUUAUACAUCUGUGUCACUGUGUUUGGGUUUUAUUGUGAAUUUAGUAUUGACAAAAUCACUCUUAGGAAUCAAGAAUGGCAUCACUUGCAGCACACAGGGAAAGGCUGCGUCUGCAAUCCUUAAAUGAUAACACAGAAAGUGACCUAUUUCAGCGUCGUAGGCUACAUAAUGAGGAACAUCUUAAUCCCGAGGGUUUGAACAGCACCAAUAUGUCGUUGGCCAAUGGGGUCUGCUACAGAUGUAACGAGGGCUUUACUCCUCAAGAACAGAUAGUCAACUCUAAUGGAGAGAUUUGGCACACCCAAUGUUUCGUCAAUAGAACUUGUGACUUGCCAUGUUCACAUUGUGGCAUGAUUGUUAAUGAUAAGGAGUCUAUGAUCAGCUUUGGAGGUGAUGUAUGGCACCAACAAUGUUUUGUAUGUGCUCAGUGCUUCCAGCCUUUUCAAGAUGGAGUUUUUUAUGAGUUCGAUGGAAGAAAGUACUGUGAACAUGACUUUCAUAUGCUGUUUGCUCCUUGCUGUGGAAAGUGCAGAGAAUUUAUCAUUGGUAGAGUGAUUAAAGCUAUGAAUAGUAACUGGCAUCCAGAUUGUUUUAGAUGUGAAUUGUGUACAGCACCUCUGGCUGAUUGUGGAUUUGUCAAAAAUGCUGGAAGGGCCUUGUGUAAAGAAUGCAAUAACAAGGAAAGGGCCAAAGGAAUGGGAAAAUAUGUUUGUCACAAAUGUCAUGCUAUUAUUGAGGAUGGCCAUAUCAAGUUUAAAGGAGAAGCUUACCACCCUUAUCAUUUUAAUUGUACCUCUUGUGGAAAUGAGUUGGAUGCCAAUGGUAGAGAAAAAGGUGGAGAGUUGUUUUGUUUGAGAUGUCAUGAUAAGAUGGGUAUUCCUAUCUGUGGUGCUUGUAGACGUCCAAUAGAAGAAAGAGUUGUUCAUGCUUUGGGAAAAGCUUGGCAUGUUGAGCAUUUUGUGUGUGCCAAGUGUGAACGACCAUUCUUUGGGACUAGGCAUUAUGAGAAGAAAGGUUUAGCUUAUUGUGAAACUCAUUAUCAUCAGUUGUUUGGUAACAUCUGUUUUGUUUGUAACAAUGUAGUGCAAGGAGAUGUGUUUAGUGCCUUUAAUAAAGCCUGGUGUGUCUCCCACUUCUGUUGCUCUAUUUGUGACAGAAAAAUGAGUCAAAAAACCAAAUUCUUUGAAUUUGACUUGAAGCCUGUAUGUAGAGUUUGUCAUGAGAAGUUUCCUGGAGAACUCAAGAAAAGACUAAAGAAAUACCAUGAUGACUUAGCUAAGAAAGGACAAUCAUAAUAAUACAAAUAUUUUAUCUAGAGCUUUAAGAAAUGUUUUGUCAUAAAUUGUAUGAAUUAUCACCCCUUAGAUUGAUAUACAUAGGUUAAGUCUUGCAUGCAGUUAACCUCUUGCCUAAACUAAGUUCCACUUAAAUGUAUUGUUGCAUACAAUGUAUUCACAUAUUGUUUAUAUUGUUGGUGACUUCAAGUCAAGUUGCUUCAAGCAAGUUCUGAUAAAAAGGCUUCGCAGGUUUCCCGCCCAAAAAAAGAAUACAGUUAGGAGACAUAAAUAUUGCUGUAUGUUCUAAAGUUGUGUUACCAAUACACAUUUUUUAUUGACAUUUGAAAGUUUGCAUGUUAUCCAUGGUUAAGAAAUCCUUGCUGGAUUGCUGGCUAAAAUUUGUUUUCGAUGCUUAGCUUGCCUGAAUAAUAUUCUUGUCAUUCUAACUUGAUUGUAAAUACUGAUUAAUUGAUCAAGAUAUCAAGGUACUCAUUCAGAACAAUUGGUUUAAUACUAUAUUGCAUCUCGGCUCAGAAAUUUUGUAUGGUGAAUCUUUUCAUGUACUUUCUUUUUUGCUAGUUGUGUGUUUUUUUCAUUAUUAAUAAAAGAUGUCUGGCAAAAAGUCAGUUUGAACCCUGGAGACCAGAAUAAACUUCACUGGAAAUGAAAUAAUGAUAGAUUGUGAAUGCAUUGAUGAAUGUAACAGCUAGACAAUAUAUUCAAACAGAAAAUCUUCAACCUAGAAACAAGUUUUGGAAUUAACCAAUAAUCAAAUGUUUUGUUUUAAGACACGAUGGUUCCCAUGCAAUAACAUUUUUGUUCUAGUCAAUCUGUCAUUUUGAAAUUAUUAGACAUAUAUUCUUGCUUCUAGAGAAAGAUUGCAAUUACAUAGGCGUUGAUGCCUUUACAUGUUUCAAAACAUUAGGCCCAAUAGGAGCCAAAUACAUGUUAUUACUUAUUUUGAUAUGGAAUUUAUUUUUCAUCCAUUUUUUGUAUGAUUUCUUUCACAAAGUGUAUCACUUGAUAUGAAAUUACUCUUCAUUUCUAAGACCUAAAAACAAUAUUUUAAAAUCGAUUUUUUUUUUACCACUUUUAAAUAAGGUAACACUGAUAGCUUUACAGUAAAACUUUGGUUUGAAGAUUCUAACAAAAAGGCCAUAAUAAAAAAAACUCAGGUUCAAAUAUUCAUUAUAAUGAAAAUUUUUAUCCUGAAAAUCAUACAUUUUCAUUCAAAUCGUUUAAAUGAUAUUGAAAACAUAUAUUAAUUUAUUUACAGGCAAGGGAAAUAUUAUUGUCCAGAAAUUUUAGAAAAUAUUGAGCACCAGCAUAAGAUAUUCUAGUCCUCAAUCUUAGAAAAUUGUAUGUCUUCCAGAACCGAAAAAUUUGGAUUUUCUUAUUGCCUUAUUUUUUUUAUUAGACCAUUUUCUCUGCAUCAUUUUCUAAACAAUUUAUGUUUUUAAAUUUGAGAAUUAUCCGUAUUGCAUUCACUGUUGUAAUCAUACAGGAAGAAUAGGAACACAUUUGUUGAGGGGUAUUUCUAAUCUCCCUUUAUAUAGACUUCAUAAAGUAAAUGGAAUAGAUAAGAUGGUAUUAAAAUGUUUUAAAUACAAAUAAUCUUUGAAGACUAUUUUGCACUAAAUAAUACUGCAUUGUACUUUUCAGAUUACAUGAUUUAUAUAUUUAUUUUGCUUUAGAGAUUAAAUAUUCAAGUACUUUAAUAAGUACAAGAUAUAGUAUUUUCUUUAAAGUAGUAUUUGAAAUUUCUUGGAAGUCUUGAGAUUGUUGCAUUUGUUUUACAAAGUGUAUAUAAACUUUUGAAUAAUACACACCAGUUAAAGCUUUUGAUGGUUACCAGUAACUAUUAAAUAGUAUGCAAAGAUUGAACUUGUUUGAGUGUUUCCUCCUUGUAAUAUACAACUUCCUGAUGUAAUACUGAAUACUAUGGAUACACACAAUGGCUUGACUAUUUGCCAAGUUUUUUGAGAGAGGAUUUUUUUUAUCAGUAUAAACGAAUGGUGAUAUUAUAAAAUGAUACAGUGUUUGUUACAUGGAAAAUUUUUGACAUUUUAUAUUUGUUAGCCUUGUCAGUUCUAAAUGCUGUGGAUUUGAUAUGUUAUGAAUAGAGUAUAUAAUUAGGAUGAUAUUUAUUGAUGUUAUAGAAUUUUGUAAUUUAUAUAACAAUGUAAAUAAAAGUGGCAUGCUUAA
This is a messenger RNA of Mytilus californianus (California mussel), 4184 nucleotides long. Its product is annotated as LIM and senescent cell antigen-like-containing domain protein 1. The coding region runs from base 777 to 1997 and encodes 406 amino acids. Gene Ontology annotation, cellular component: cell-cell junction; cytoplasm; focal adhesion. Gene Ontology annotation, biological process: positive regulation of substrate adhesion-dependent cell spreading; cell-cell adhesion; positive regulation of integrin-mediated signaling pathway. The transcript is spliced from 14 exons. Lineage: Eukaryota; Metazoa; Mollusca; Bivalvia; Mytilida; Mytilidae. The record is from RefSeq and is a predicted model, not a curated record.